Messenger RNA from Leptopilina heterotoma, 1989 nucleotides. Its product is annotated as early endosome antigen 1-like. NCBI's taxonomy places the organism in Eukaryota, Metazoa, Arthropoda, Insecta, Hymenoptera, Figitidae. The coding region runs from base 151 to 1830 and encodes 559 amino acids. The transcript has 2 exons. The record is from RefSeq and is a predicted model, not a curated record.
GUUCGUCGAAAUCCAACGCGACUAUCAAAAAAAAAUCUAGACAAAGAUUUCGUCACAUCACGCCAAAAAUUAAUAUCGACUAAACGAAAAGAAAAUUUCCCAAAUUCAGAAUCUAACAAACGAAUUAAAUUGUCGAAUAAUAAUGCUUACAUGAAUACAAGAUCGGUGACAAAAAAACUUGAUACAAUUGGUUCUACUUCGCAAACGCCGAGUAUUUAUGAUUUAAUCGAUUGGAAAGAGUGGCCAGUUCAUGGAAUGCACGAAAGACCCGUUUUCCAUUCCGAGCUCGGUUUGGGAACGCAAUAUUCAGACAACAGAUUUAUCAAGAAUUUGGACACAAUCACUGACACAAAUGCUUCCGACGAAUCAGAAGCCGAAUCAGAGGAUCACGACGAAGAUUUUUUACGAUUAAAAAAAUUAAUACGACAACGAAUUAAAGAUUUGGAAUCCCAUAAAAUCGAAAAUUCCUCUGACAAUAACAUCGAUAUUUUUCAAUUAACAAUGCAUAAAAAUUUACAUUUAGUCCUUGCAUUCUGCACUCAAAUAUCGAGUCACGAAUAUCAAACACAAAUUCAAAACAAAUUAAAACUCUUAAAAGCAAAAAUCACCGCUGACAGUCAAGAUUGGUCAAAAAAUGAGACAAACGAAUCGAAAAACGAGAACAUUGAUAAACCAAUAUUAAUAAAUAAUUCAGUCCCAGCGGGAAAUAUUCCAACAAACUCUAAAACAAAAAAUAUCUCUAACAAUACGUACAAAGUAUUAAAAUUCAUUUCCGCACGAAUGGAACCAGCAAAAUGUCUCAUCACACCUCGCAAAACAGUGGCAAAUAUUCAAAACAAUCAAAUCACGAACAUUCAAAAUAAUUGCUCCAAAUUACAAGAUAUUAUUCGUGGCUCCUCCAAGAAUGCCUUGAUUCUCCUUAAAAUACAAGAACCGCCGAAAGUAAAUUCAAAACGAAUAGAAAAUUCUUGUCAAAAUAAUCAAUGUGCAAAACCUUUGGUGACAAAUUUAAAUUGGAAUGAUUCAACAAUCAACAAUGACUCCAUGAUGAAUAUAACUUCCUUCUACGAGAAUUUCCUUCCUGUUGAAGAGGUGAAUUAUCUUCAGGAAUCUGAUGAAAAGACAGUUCUGGAAAUAAAAGACAACGAUCAAAAUAAAAUAAACGAAAUUAAUCAAAAUAUAAACGAAACACCAGAAACUAUGACAAUCAACUACUGUGACUCGAUUAAGGGAAUCGACUCACAAAAUUGUGAUUCGAUCGGAAAGCAAAAUAAUUAUAAUUUCACCGAUCAGCGAAAAUUCGGACUAAUUGGAGAUUUUUAUCACAAGUCGACUGCAAUUGUAGACGAACAAAAAAUUAAGGAGUCAGAUGAAAAUCAAGAAAUAUUGGAGGCUCUAGAUUUAUCCACAGUGAGGACAAGGAAAGAAGUUUCAAAAUCCAAGAAAGAAGAAGAAACUCUAAAAUCUAGAAAGGAGAAUAUAAAAUCAAAGAAGGAGGUAAUUAAAGGAGGUAAAUCGCGAGAGGAGAUAAAAACAAAGAAAGAAACAAAAUUAAAACAAGAUUCUAUCAAAACAAAGGAAGAGAUUCUAAAAGCAAAAAAAGAAAACUUGAAAUCAAGCGAAGAAAUUUUGAAAAUAAAUGAAACUUUAGAUGGAAAAAAAGAAGAAAUUCUCAACAAAGAAGAUUUACAGACUUUACUGGAAAGUACAAUAAUUUUGUAUUGUAUAAUCACUGGGGCUGAUCAGGAGAAUGUUGCAAAUUACAUAGAUACUCUAAAUGCUGUGGAAAAUUUGGAAUGGCUCAAAGAAGACUCUACUGCUUCAAAGUAAUAUUACAUUCAAUUAAUAUUACAUUCAAUCAAGGUGAUAUUAAUUUUGCCCCUAAAUAUUUAAUUUGUUCUAUAAUUUUUUUUCUCUGAUUUUCUAUUUUUAAGUAGUUUGAAAAUUGACUACCGCACGUUUGUUAUAAGACAAAAAGAAUUAAAUGUA